AUGGGUGGCGACAGCUUUGCGGUGCCCAACUUUAUCAGUCACAGCAGCGUGGAGGACAUCCGGGCUGUUCUGGGCAUGUUUUUUUUCUGUUUGCUGCUAGUGCCCAGGUGCGGUGAAGGCCCCCCGGGCCUGCCACCACCUCGGCCUUGCCACAGCUUCUGCGAGGUCCUGCGGGACAGCUGCUGGACAGUCCUUGACGAUGGCCGACUCCCCCGUGGAGUGCCACUUUCUUCCCGAUGA
Messenger RNA from Coregonus sp. 'balchen', 240 nucleotides. Lineage: Eukaryota; Metazoa; Chordata; Actinopteri; Salmoniformes; Salmonidae. The record is from the annotation of a GenBank genome assembly.